AUGCUCCAGCGCCCCUCUUCCCCCUCCACCGCGGGCCCCUCGCGCGCCGCCUCGUCCUUCGCCCCCUCGCUCCUCUCGUCGUCGUCGACGGCGUCCCUCCCCGCCGCGGCGCCCGAGCCCGGGUCGAUCAAGACGCACGCGCACGUCGUGCGCGCGUUCAUGGCGCCCGGCAACCUGUCCGACCUGCAGAUCCGGCUCAUCCUCGAGAGCUACGUCGCCUACAAGCUCGCGCACGGGCGCAACAAGUGGCAGAUGAGCGCAAAGCUCCUGCGGCUCGAGUACUCGUUCCCCGCGCACGCGCGCGUCCACCGCAUCGUGCGCGCGUAUUUCGAGAUCCCGGAGAGCGCGUACGCCGUCCGCCUGUUCACUGCCGGCCUCGCGGCCACCGCUGAGGCCGAGCUCGAGGCCGGUGUCGACCGCGAGAACGAGGACGGAGAGUGGGCCCCCGUCCCGCCGCCCGCGUACAAGUGCAAGCCGCCCGGCUACGCCUGUGCUGGCAUCGAGCCGGCGCCGCCCACCUACGCGACUAAGCCAGUUGUCAAGGUCGAGCCCGUGCCGCCAAAGAUCGACGCGUAG
Vanrija pseudolonga is the source of this 576-nucleotide messenger RNA. RefSeq lists its product as uncharacterized. The coding region runs from base 1 to 576 and encodes 191 amino acids. The record is from RefSeq and is a predicted model, not a curated record. NCBI's taxonomy places the organism in Eukaryota, Fungi, Basidiomycota, Tremellomycetes, Trichosporonales, Trichosporonaceae. The transcript has a single exon.